UAAACAAAUAAGCAGUGCGCAAUAUGUGGUAAAUAAUUUGAUUACAAACGCACUCAACUAAACAACAAGGAUAAAAGCACCAUGAAAGAAAACAACAACAAACGAAGUAAAAUAUGACAAGUGCAUUGCCCUGGCGUUACAACUUCAGUUUUAAUCAAAAUUUGCUUAGUGCAGUAGUAUACAAUUAGGGGUAUAUUAACCAAACAAUGCCUCUUCUGCAGGCUGGAAUGUGUCCGUUACUGACUGAAAGUAUAGUUGCAAAACUAGCUUCUCAUGGAGUAAAGAGAGUAUUGGAUUUUAUUUGUACGGAACCAAGUAAAAUUACAUCUCAGUGUGAGGUUCAAUAUAAAACUGUUUUAUCGAUACGACGUGUAUUGCUUGCUGAAUAUUCAUCAUUUCCCUUGAAUGGUUUGAAUCUAUAUGAAGAAUCAAUUGCUACCCUUUCAAUUCUUUCAACAAAUUGUACAGAGUUGGAUGAUCUUUUAUCAUCUGGUAUAUUUACUGGAGAAGUGACAGAAAUCUGCGGUUCAUCUGCAGCUGGAAAAACACAAUUAUGCACGGGGCUUGCAAUCAAUAUAGCUGCCUCGUUAAAGCAAAAUGUGAUAUAUAUUGACUGCAGCUCUGGUUUUUCCCCAGAAAGGGCUGCUCAAAUGAUUAAAACAAAUUUUGGUGAGACGUUAUCACAUAUUAGAGUAUGUAAAUGCACAUCCACUUAUCAUCUCCUUGACAUAUUAUCAAUGAUUCGUGGAAGUUUAAACUCACAUGAUACUGGCUUCACCUUAAACUUGAAAGCAAUUAUAAUUGAUUCCUUAUCAGCUGUUUUACUCUCUGAUUUAAAAAAUUUAUCAUAUGUUGAAGGACAAUCGCUGGCAACAUCAGUAAAAAAAGAAAUUAAUGCCAUAGCGAAAGAUUUUACUCUAGCUGUUGUAGUUACUACAAACACAUAUUUUAAUAUUGAUUCUGACUCUUCUCCAAAUGCUGGAUUUGGUCAUUCGUGGAAUUCUGCUGUAGCGACGCGAAUAUAUUUAUCCAAAUCUAAUGUUUUGAAAAAUGUAAAUGAUAAUUUAAUAGAACCUGGAUCUAUACAUAUUAAAGUUACUGUGCUCAAAUCUCACCAUGCAAAAAUAGGUGCUAGUAUUAACUUACAGUUAACUGAAAAAGGUUUUUGUCCACUAUAGCAGUGCUGCAUAUGAAAAUGUUUGCUAU
Molecule: messenger RNA, 1206 nt
Organism: Styela clava
Lineage: Eukaryota; Metazoa; Chordata; Ascidiacea; Stolidobranchia; Styelidae
Source: RefSeq, a predicted model, not a curated record